Ictalurus punctatus (channel catfish) is the source of this 4166-nucleotide messenger RNA. RefSeq names its product PR domain containing 4 (gene prdm4). Lineage: Eukaryota; Metazoa; Chordata; Actinopteri; Siluriformes; Ictaluridae. Gene Ontology annotation, biological process: regulation of transcription by RNA polymerase II; cell fate commitment. The coding region runs from base 168 to 2615 and encodes 815 amino acids. The record is from RefSeq and is a predicted model, not a curated record. Gene Ontology annotation, molecular function: DNA-binding transcription factor activity, RNA polymerase II-specific; RNA polymerase II cis-regulatory region sequence-specific DNA binding; histone deacetylase binding. Gene Ontology annotation, cellular component: nucleus; cytoplasm. The transcript has 12 exons.
CUCUUUCGCCCCUCCUUGAGUCUCGCUUACCUUUGAGCCAUGUUAUUGUUUUCUUCUGAUUAUUGUUUUUUUCUCUCUCUCUUAACAAAUUUGUCAAAAUUUUAGAUCUUAAUUUGCAAAAAUGUAGCUAGACCUCGCAGUGCCAUAAGUGACAACAAACUUUCAGCAUGAACGACAUGAACCUCAGUCCGGUGGGCAUGGACCAGCUCAGCGUGUCCUCGGUCAGCGCCGGUCACCUGGGCCUUCCUACCUCGCCCACUCACAGCCACAACCCCAUCGCCACUCCAGGAAUGCCGGUCGCCAUACCGAGCCUCGGGCCGUCUCUCGGGCCGCUGCCCUCGGCGCUGUCCCUGAUGUUACCCAUGGGGCCGUUAGGAGACCGAGGAGUCAUGUGUGGCCUUCCGGAGAGGAACUACACCCUGCCUCCUCCUCCGUACCCUCACCUGGAGAGCAGCUAUUUCAGACACAUCCUCCCGGGUAUUUUGUCGUAUUUGGCCGAUCGUCCUCCGCCGCAGUACAUCCACCCCAGCAGCCUCAACAUGGACGCUGCUCUGUCCGUGCCCAACAACAACCCUUCAUCCCUCGACCCUUACAGCGGCCCAGGCGGACAUUUAGAACAAGGCCUGGUGUCCAUAGAUUCACGGCAGGCCGACCUCCACCAGGGCGGCGCUCAUGAGGUGCAGCUAGACGCUACUGGACUGGCGAUGGAGUCGCGUGUGAACAGCCCCAUGUCUCCUGACGGGAUGGGGGAAGAGCUAGCCACCAUGGACGGCGUGGUAGUGACGGCGGACGCGCAGCAGCCUCUCGGCAGCAGGAAUCAACCCCACGAGAGCCUGGAGGGAGGCGUCAUGGCUCUUCACGGCCCCGGACUGGAGCUGCCCGUGGUGAUGGAGCAGGAGCACAUGAGUGGACGUGUAGGGAGCAGCUCAGGAACCGGAGCUCCAGGAACCCUGAGCGAAGCUCUGCACUCUAACGGUGAGCUGAGCUCGGGCGUAGUCAGCGUGGUGCUCACCGGGGCCAUGGCGCCGCAGACUCAGCUCGAAUCUGUAUCGCUGCACAGCUCAGGCAUGGUACUGGAGCCCGUAAACGUGUCCCCGAUCACCGCCGAGGUCUCGCUCGGGCCGGAUAACAGUCUCGUCCUGGUCAACUCCACCCUACAUCUGGAGAACGCCAGCGCAAACAAAGAGAACAUGACCACUGCUUUCACGAUUUGGUGCACUUUAUGUGAGCGCUCUUACACCUCCGACUGUCCCGAACACGGACCGGUCACAUUUAUCCCGGACACGCCCAUUCAGACCAGAGCCCGCCUCUCUUUGCCCCGCCCACUGUGCCUCCGUGUGUCUGUAGCUGAUGAGCCCAACGGUGUGUUCGUACGGGAGACGAUUCCCACCAGGACCUGCUUCGGCCCAAUGGUUGGACAGCACUGCAGCAGCGUCGAGCUCUCAGACUGGACUGAUAAAGACACGCCUCAAAUCUGGAAGAUGUUCCACAACGACAUCUUGGAGUUCUGUAUAGUCACGACCGACGAAAACGAAUGCAACUGGAUGAUGUUUGUGAGAAAAGCAAGGACGACACAGGAGCAGAAUCUGGUGGCGUAUAUUGAUAACGGGAAGCUGUUCUUCUGUACGUCCAGAGAGAUCCUCCCCGAGCACGAGCUGUUGUUCUAUUACAGCAGGGAAUACAGCAGACAGCUGGGCGUACCCCGCGUCCCAGAGGGUCAAAUCUGCCACUGUGGAAAAGAAUGCGCCUCCUUCUCCGACUUCAAAUCUCACCUCAGCAGCCACGCCCACAGCCACAGCCCCUCCCAGGAAGACCCCACUCAUGGCGUCCACCCCCAGGAGAAGCUGGCCAGCGAGGCCCCCAGUACCACCUCGUCUCCGCCGUGGCAGUGCCAGUCUCAGGGUGACUGUCAGUCCAGCAGUGGAAGCGGUCAGCGUCACGGCAGAGAGAGGAAGUUUAAAUGCAGCAUGUGCUCGCGAGCGUUCACGACCUCCACCAAACUCAACGUGCACUUCAUGGGUCACAUGGGCGUGAGGCCACACAAGUGCAGCUACUGCAGCAAAGCCUUCAGCGACCCGAGUAACCUGAGGAUGCAUCUGAGAAUCCACACAGGUCAGAAGAACUUCCGGUGCAGUGUGUGUGGAAAGUCCUUCACCCAGAAAGCCCACGUAGCGUCCCACAUGGUGAUUCACACGCCGACCAAGAACAUCAAGUGUGACCACUGUGACAAGACGUUCAACAGGAAACAGGAUCUCAAGCAGCACAUGUACUCGCACUCGCUCGACCGUCAGAUCACCUGCCCGAAGUGCGACAAGCAGUUCCUCAAAACCGAUCACUUAAAAAAGCACCUGAACUCCCACGACGGGAAAAGGGACUUCAUCUGUGAAAAAUGCAACAAGGGCUUCCUUACGAAAUACCAUCUGACACGCCACCUGAAAAUCUGCAAAGGCCCAAAGACAGGCAGAGGGGCCGCUCACGAAGACGAAGGCGAGGAGGAAGACGGGGACGAGGAAGAAGAACCAGACGAAGAACAGGAAAGAGAUUUAAUAGGACCAGACGAGAGAAAAGCGUGCGAUAUUGGCAUGGCGGGCUUUUCCUCAGAGAAGACUCUUUAACCGCUCACUGUGAUUUUGCAAUCUGCCUCGCUUAAGCUACACUUUAUUUAGUGCUUUUUUUUUUUUUUUAACUCAGUUUACAUUCUGUUUCAGACCUUCUGACGUGCCAAAUCAUUUGGGGAGCGUCUCUACGUUCCCAGGGUCCUAUGUUCCCAAGAUUUCUAUGGCACGUAAUAAACACAUGACAAAGGCUCCUGUGUUCCCCAGUUCCCAGGGUCCUACAUUCCCCAGCUCUACAUAGCACGUGAUCGAUUGCUGCAGCGAUGACGUAUUUUUGUCCGACAACCCGGAAGUUAGCAUCACCCCGGUUCCCUCGACAAAAAGCCCGUAGGAUUUUUCCAUUGGAGAAAAUAAGCUCCAACAAAACUUUAGAAUCCGUACACGUUUCGUUCAUCAAGAUAAUCUUCGCAAAAGAACACAGCUUCUAUGAAUUUUGCGGCUUAAGCAUAUUCGACAGAAGGAAAAAAAAAAAGAGUUAUAAACGGCUAUAAACGAAGUACACCGCGAUCGCACUACUUCAAUGUCAAAGCUUUAUAGCAUUACAAUUGGGAAAAAACACUACGAUUGGAAAAUACCAUAAACUGUUAAAUGUACAAGUCGGGAAGUUUGAGUUGGAAUAGUUUGCAAGAGCGCGAGUAGUAGAUGAGUUUUCCUGUUCGGCGUGAUGACGUUUAACGUUCCCGACACCUUCUGUAGUCCCAUUAACCACUUGUUAGCAACCGGCUUUUUCAAGACACGUAAAAGUUUUUUUUUUUUUUAUUAUUAUUUGUUUUUGUUUUGUUUUUUAAAAUCACGAGUGUGGUAUUACUGGUGUAUUUUACGUCGUAGAGUAAAACGUGAAGAUAUCUCGAGCUUGUGUUAACCACAGACGUUAUUUCAGGCGUUUAACCAAAAACCCAAUCAGACAACCCGUUGACUUCGGGACGAUGGAACCGGAAGGGCUAAAAUGCUAACUCGUUUCCAGGUUUCAGGACUCUAUGGGAAGCUAAAAAAACAAAAAAACAUGUUCCCAUAGAGAACAUUCGCUUAACAUGAGACGGGUUAUUAUGGGAACUCGUCAGAGGUUUUCUGUUCCGCAGCACUGUCAUAUGGCUCUCAGUAUAAUAGGCCUAGACUUGAGGGAACUAAACAAAUGGUUGGAGUCAUGGAGUCAGGGUCCCAGGGUCCUAUGCUCCUCGGUGUUUAAAGCUGAAAGGUUAAAGGAGUCCUGACUACAUAAGAGCUUUUUGAAAAGUUUACUUAAUGUGUGUUAACAGAAUAUUGGACUGGGAUACAUAACGAACACAUGACAAAGGGUCCUGCGUGCUGGGGAAUAUAGGACCCUGGGGAAAAUAGGAAGGACCCCAUUAUUUGUAAGCUCUGGUUUAUGGAACAAUUCCUGAAACGCUGCCAUUUUAAUGUUUAUCAGUUCGGUGAAGUCGGUACUUUUGUCACACUUUGCCUUAGUUGUUAUUUAUUUGUAUAAUUUCAGUGCGUAAAACCGCCAUCCGUUAUGAAAUGAGGUCAUUUAUAAAUAAAUUAAUUUCUAUAAAUCUUGUUCGCUACAAUGCA